AUGUGUGGCUUCGGUGACAAAGACCGUCGUCCAAUAGACCCUCCUCCUGUUAUUAAACUUUUGGUGUCUACUACUGAUGGAACUCCUGUACUUGGAAGUUCUAUUGACAAUUCUACGAUGGUUGUUCUUGCUGGAUUAUGGUCCGAGAAUCGUAGGGAAGAACGUAGUCUUGUAAUUAAUCCUUCGUCUAUACCCGUCGAACAGUCUUCUGGCCCGAGCUCAGGUAUCAUGACAUUGAACGCGCCAUUAAGCACACGGAAUCUUAUGGGUCAUUGUACUUCAUCCGCAUAUUUGCUCAAUGAUCAUACGAAUCAAUUAGGAAUUUUUUUUAUAUUUCAAGACUUGUCUGUUAGGACUGAAGGUAGCUUUACCUUGAAAUUUUCGUUCUGCGACGUUAGGGAAUUAAUGCAACAAUCACAAAACGGAUUCACAAGUACUGAUAUUCAUGGAAACGUAGCGGCUGAGGUGUAUAGCUCUUCUUUCAGAGUAUAUUCCGCAAAGAAAUUCCCGGGUAUGACAGAAUCGACUGCGCUUUCUAAAGCUUUCGCUACUCAGGGAAUUAAAAUUCCAAUUCGUAAGGAAGUUCGCUAUCAGAAAGCGAAUGAAGAUUUACUUAAUCAAACAAAUGAAAGCACUACUUCCUCAGUUACAUAUAAUGUCUCUAAUAAUGCUUCUAAAGGCAAUGAUCAUGAAAGUUAUACCGAAGAAGACCGGGAACUCUCUGGAAAUGGUACUGAUGUAUUUUUCGAUACUGCGCAAGAGAAGGAAAAAAUCAGUUUAAAAUGGCACGGCAAAUCUAAUUAG
This is a messenger RNA of Scutellospora calospora, 804 nucleotides long. The record is from the annotation of a GenBank genome assembly. NCBI's taxonomy places the organism in Eukaryota, Fungi, Glomeromycota, Glomeromycetes, Diversisporales, Gigasporaceae.